Molecule: messenger RNA, 3637 nt
Organism: Monodelphis domestica (gray short-tailed opossum)
Lineage: Eukaryota; Metazoa; Chordata; Mammalia; Didelphimorphia; Didelphidae
Gene: AKT1
Product: AKT serine/threonine kinase 1
Biological process (GO): protein phosphorylation
Molecular function (GO): ATP binding; protein serine/threonine kinase activity
Source: RefSeq, a predicted model, not a curated record
CGGGGAAAUGGGAGGGCGGGCAGACUAGCCGGGUUGGUGUGUGUCUGUGUGUUUGUGAGUGAGUGUGCGUGUUUGUGUAUGUGUGUGUGUGUGCAUAGGGCAGUGUGAGUCCGGGUCGUCCGGGAGGAGGAGCCGGACGCACUGGAGGGACCCAGAGGCCCCGCGCCCGGAGCAGUGCCUCCUCCUCUCCCGCCGCCGGGGCCGCGGUAGCCCCAGCUCAGAGCGUUGCAGGCGGCCGGGGGGUGGCUCUCCGGGCCGCCCCUCCCUCCUGCCCUCCCCGGCCGGACCCUGCGCCCCCAGCGCGGCCCAGCCCCCGCCCGGCCCCGGAUCCGGCGGGAGGAGGAGGAGGAGGGAGGCGGACAGGCUCGCCGGACUCCGCAGCUGUAACAGCGGCUGCCACAGCUGGAUUCCCGGCCCGGCCAAUCCCGGCGGCGGCGGCGGCGUCCGGGGCCCGGGAGGGAGGGAGGAGGGAGGGGAGGCGCCGCGCCCCCCACUCCCAGCCCCUCAUCCCGGAGCGGACUGGCAUGCAGAGCGGGAGGCGGCCCCGGCCCGGCUAGGCCCGCGCCCCGCCACCGGCAGAGACCCCUCCUCCCCAACCCCGGGCCUGGCCCUCCGCAGAAUUAUUGGGAUCUGUGCCCAGGCUUGGGAGUCCAGAGUCUCUCCAGUCUUUCCAGGAGGAUUGAGGUAACCACUCGGGGUCCAUCCAGCCUCUCCUCCUCUGCUGGUGGCCAUGAACGACGUCGCGAUUGUCAAGGAGGGCUGGCUGCAUAAGCGAGGAGAAUACAUCAAAACAUGGCGGCCACGCUACUUCUUGCUAAAGAGUGAUGGGACCUUCAUUGGCUACAAGGAACGGCCACAGGAUGUGGACCAGCGGGAGUCACCCCUCAACAACUUCUCAGUUGCACAAUGCCAGCUGAUGAAGACAGAGCGACCCAAACCCAAUACAUUCAUCAUCCGCUGCCUGCAGUGGACCACGGUAAUUGAGAGAACGUUUCACGUGGAGACCCCCGAGGAGCGGGAAGAAUGGACCAAAGCCAUACAGACGGUGGCCGACAGCCUGAAAAAGCAAGAGGAAGAACUGAUGGAUUUCCAAUCAGGCUCUCCUAGUGACAAUUCUGGGGCUGAGGAGAUGGAGGUGUCAACGACCAAGCCCAAGCACAAAGUGACAAUGAAUGAGUUUGAAUACCUGAAGCUGCUGGGCAAAGGCACCUUCGGGAAGGUGAUCCUGGUGAAGGAGAAAGCCACCGGGCGAUACUAUGCCAUGAAGAUCCUCAAGAAGGAAGUGAUUGUGGCCAAGGAUGAGGUGGCACAUACGCUUACGGAGAACCGGGUCUUGCAGAACUCAAGGCACCCCUUCCUGACAGCACUGAAGUACUCGUUCCAGACGCAUGACCGCCUUUGCUUUGUGAUGGAGUACGCCAACGGAGGAGAGCUGUUUUUCCAUCUCUCCCGAGAGCGGGUAUUCUCCGAAGACCGAGCCAGGUUCUAUGGGGCAGAAAUUGUGUCUGCGCUGGAUUACUUGCAUUCUGAGAAGAAUGUGGUAUACAGAGACCUCAAGUUGGAAAACCUAAUGCUGGACAAAGAUGGUCACAUCAAAAUUACCGACUUUGGCCUGUGCAAGGAGGGGAUCAAGGAUGGUGCUACCAUGAAGACCUUUUGUGGGACUCCAGAAUAUCUGGCCCCUGAGGUGCUUGAGGACAAUGACUAUGGACGGGCAGUGGACUGGUGGGGCCUGGGAGUGGUGAUGUAUGAAAUGAUGUGUGGCAGGCUGCCCUUCUACAACCAGGACCACGAGAAAUUGUUUGAGCUGAUACUCAUGGAGGAGAUCCGAUUUCCCCGAACACUCUCCCCAGAUGCCAAGUCUCUCCUGUCAGGGUUGCUGAAAAAGGACCCUAAGCAGAGGUUAGGUGGGGGACCAGACGAUGCAAAAGAGAUUAUGCAGCACAAGUUUUUUGCUGGCAUUGUAUGGCAAGAUGUCUAUGAAAAAAAGCUGGUGCCUCCCUUUAAGCCACAAGUCACAUCGGAGACAGACACCAGGUAUUUUGAUGAGGAGUUUACAGCCCAAAUGAUCACCAUCACCCCUCCUGACCAAGAUGACAACAUGGAAUGUGUAGAUAACGAGAGACGGCCCCACUUUCCUCAGUUCUCAUACUCUGCCAGUGGGACAGCUUGAUGUGUGGCCAGCCCGCCGGCAUUCAUUCUGAAGCAAAUACAGACUGUAUUUGGGGGAACUUGGGCUUCAACAGACACCAGGGACUUCCUGUGUUACCUGACUUAUGAACAACGUUGCUUUGUACAACACUUUAGAUUAAUUUCUAGGAAGCCUCACCAUCGAUUUGUAUUUAAAAGAAAAAACAAAAACAAAAGAAAGAAAAAUUCUUGGAUGCAUUUUUGAGAGGAACGAAGCAGUUACAAUAUUCAGUCAUUUUCACACCAUCAGGACCUUAGGUUGGAAAGAAAAAUGUAAAAAAAAGAAAAAAAAUGUUCACUUUAGGAAUAAGACAUCCAACAUAUCAGCCAGUUUGAGAAGGAAAAUUCCCCUCAUCUUUUUAUUUAUUUCAUCUUGCUUUUUUUUUUCACCUAUGUUGCUUCGGCACUCAGAACAGCCAGGUGGAUGGAUUUAGGAAGAUGUAAAGACAUUUGUCGCUAGUGCAAUAAUUAACCUCAGAAAUAAGAUGAACAGGCUUCCGGGGGCCAGACUCCCUCUGGAGAGCUUGGGGCUAUAAGGGGUGAUGGUGUGGAUCUUCAGCACCAAUGCAGAGACUGACUCCCCAGAGGAGCCAAGCCAAUAGCCUCCGUGAGCUGCUGUUUCAGAGCCCCAGGUUUCUGGCCGAGACUCCUGUUGCACGGUGAGCUGGAUGGUUCAGACGGCCUAUUCUAAUGGAGAUUCUGCAUAGGAAGUAAGGGUUCCACAACCGUUGUAGGGAGCAUCCAUGGACCAGCCUCCUGCUUCUCUUUCCCAUCGGGUGCCUUGUGCCAAGUAUGGACCAUGCACCCCCACCGGAAUUCCUUCAGAGAAAUAAAUAUUGGCACUGAGACCCCUCAGCUACCUUCAGAGGAUAGGUGGCAAGUUCCUGGAUGUGAGUAUGUAGGAAAAAGCCCCCUGUAUCCUCCUGUCAUUGUGCCCGGGCCACGUUCAGUCUCAGAGAAGCCUUUUUUUUUUCUUGGCCUAUGUGUAACAAAAGAACUUGAAUUUAAAUUUUUCCUCUGUAUUCAAAGGAAUAUGACCAUCAAAGUACAUGAGGAAGGGGGCUGUUUUGUUAACUGUAUUGUGAACAGAAGCUCCUCUCCCCACCACCGACACACACAUCCCCUUCCUCACAUUUCAUCAUCCACAUCAUCUUAGAAACUUUCCACAGACGUCCUCUCGCUCUGUCUCCAGCGAGUGCCCACCCCUCCCGUUGUAGGUUAUAUUCUCUCUAGUUCGCUUACGCACCACCCCCCCCCCGAAUGUCCAACCCCCCGAAAUGAAAUGUGCUGCAGGCAUGAGACACUUCGGCUUCAAGGCACUCAUCACAUCCCCCUACCCCCAAUCCCUGACCCCAUGGCAUUUUUUUAUAAUGUUCAACUUUACUAUUUUUACUAUUAUAAUAUGAAACCUUUCCCUCAGAAUACUUCAAUAAAAUUUGCUUUACAA